AUGCGUGGCAUUGUGAAGAAUACAUUCAUUCCCGCAAGAGGAGAAUGGAAACUGGCGUACGAUUUCUUUUGUCCCACGAAGAUUGGCUCCAACCCUCCAUUGGUUUUGCUGCACGGCUUGCUAGGAAAUCGGAAACAGAAUCGCCAUGUUGCAAAGAUUCUAGCACACAAUCUGCAGACACCAGUCCUUAUUCCCGAUCUAACCAACCACGGAGAUUCUUUUCAUCGUAGUGCCCACAGUAAUAAGCUCAUGUCUGAUGACAUAUCCAGUUUGCUGAAAUCUCCCGAGAUCAAUCCGCAGUAUUCCGGUGGCUACGUUAUGAUUGGACAUUCAAUGGGAGGAAAAGCAGCGAUGCUUCACGCACUGAAUCACCCUAACGAUGUAUUGGGGGUAGCUUCUGUCGACAACGUGCCAUACAGGAAUCCGAGCGCGGCGGACCCAGAGUUUGCUCGAUUUGAUAGAUUUUUCAGCUACGCUAAACAGUACUUAACGAAUUCUACGUUUUCAAGCUUGACAGAGGUGGACCAGAAGUUGAAGGAAAUUGAACAGGAUAAACUUUUCAGACAGCUUCUCGUUAGCAACUUCAGAAGAAGCAAGGUUUCAAAAUCCAUGGAAUGUAAAGUCCCAGUCGAAGUUUUACAGCGGUCAUUAGAGGGCCUGAAGGUCCUAGAAGUCGAUAACUCUGUCAAAUAUUAUGGACCCCUACUGAUUAUCAGAGCCUUGAAAAGUCCUUUUGUCGGCGUAAUAGACCACGAGAAAGUCUCCUGUCACUUUCCAAAUUAUUCCAUAAGUGAUAUCAAUACCGGUCAUUGGGUCAUUACCGAAGAUUGUCCCGGAUUCGUAACGAUUAUUGAUGAAUGGAUCAAGAAUCAAAAUUUCGGAAAUCAUCAGCAAUAA
This is a messenger RNA of Ogataea angusta, 897 nucleotides long. RefSeq lists its product as uncharacterized. The coding region runs from base 1 to 897 and encodes 298 amino acids. The transcript has a single exon. The record is from RefSeq and is a predicted model, not a curated record. Lineage: Eukaryota; Fungi; Ascomycota; Pichiomycetes; Pichiales; Pichiaceae.